Messenger RNA from Erigeron canadensis, 2977 nucleotides. RefSeq names its product UTP--glucose-1-phosphate uridylyltransferase 3, chloroplastic. Gene Ontology annotation, biological process: UDP-N-acetylglucosamine biosynthetic process. Gene Ontology annotation, molecular function: UDP-N-acetylglucosamine diphosphorylase activity. The record is from RefSeq and is a predicted model, not a curated record. Lineage: Eukaryota; Viridiplantae; Streptophyta; Magnoliopsida; Asterales; Asteraceae. Bases 146 to 2737 code for a protein of 863 amino acids. The transcript has 17 exons.
UAUUUUGUUUUCUUGUCUUCCCGUUUUCUUUCUUUGGUAUAUGCUCCCAGAAUCUCGUCUUAUCCCCCUUGUAUUAAAUUAGACUCACUCGCACCUCCACACACACACAAUUAAAACAUACUGUAAUAUCUAUAUCUAUCUAUCUAUGGCGCCAGCUACAACUUCAUUACUUAACUAUAACGGCAUAUACUUCACAUUCUCGGCGGCGUCUGAAUCUCACGCACUCUUCUUCAAGUCUAACCGUUUCUCGACUAACAAAUUUCUGAUCAACAAUUCUGUUUCCUCCGUACAACCGUCACCGUCCGGCCGCCGUAGAACACUAGUGUCCACCGUGCCGGUAGAGUACGUACCACCAGCUCCUAAUUUUGAUUUCACUAACGAGCUUAACCGUCUGCGUAUAUUACGGUCCGGAUUAUCUGGUUCCAAAACGUUGAAAGAUAAAAUCCACGUGGUGGAUUCUGAUUCGAAAGUGAAGCGGUUUUUUAGGAGAGACGGUUAUGAGAGGAGUGGAUUGAAUAAUGUAAAUUUGGAUGAGUAUGAGCUGUAUUUGAUUAAAUGUAUUGUUGCUGCUGGUCAAGAGCAUGUGUUAGGGUCGGGUUAUGAUGAUAUGGAUAGUUCGGGUGGUGAAUUUGUGUCGGCUAGAAGUACGUUGAAGUCGGCUUUGUAUAGUUUGGUUGAAAUAAUUGAAAAAUGGGAUGGAAAUGAUGAUGAUCAUCAUGUGAAUAAGAAGGUUGAUAGUGUCGAGUUGAAUUCGUUACUGAAGACGCUUCGUGAUGUUGAAGAGUUUUAUGAUUGUAUUGGAGGCAUUAUUGGAUACCAGCUAAUGGUUUUAGAGCUUCUUCAUCAGUCUGUACAUGGAGAGAAGGAUAUUAAGUUUCAGCUCGUAAAUAACUCUAACUCGAUGGGGACGCCUUUAUUAGAAAUUCAUCCUCCAAGUGUGCUUGAUCUUUCGCAAGACGCGGAAUAUGCUGCACAGGCAGCUUUAUGGGGAAUUGAGGGUUUGCCGCAACUAGGAGAGAUUUAUCCUCUUGGAGGCUCUGCUGACAGGCUUGGAUUGGUGGAUUCAGUCACAGGUGAAUGUCUCCCUGCCGCAAUGCUUCCUUAUUGUGGCCGGACCUUGUUGGAAGGUCUUAUAAGAGAUCUUCAGGCCAGGGAGUUCUUAUAUUUCAAAUUAUAUGGAGAGCAAUGCAUAACUCCUGUUGCUAUUAUGACAAGCUCGGCCAAGAACAACCAUCAACAUAUCACAUUGCUGUGUGAAAGAUCCAACUGGUUUGGAAGAGGGCAAUCAAGUUUCAAACUUUUUGAGCAGCCACUUGUCCCAGCUGUUAGUGCCGAAGAUGGCCAGUGGUUAGCAAAGGGAAAGUUUGUGCCUGUCUGCAAGCCUGGUGGUCAUGGUGUGAUAUGGAAACUUGCUUAUGACAAAGGCGUUUUUCAAUGGUUUCGUGAUCAUAGAAGAAAAGGCGCAACCGUUCGGCAAGUCAGUAAUGUUGUAGCUGCUACAGACAUGACCAUGUUGGCCAUGGCAGGGAUUGGUCUGCAUGAAGGGAAGAAGCUUGGUUUUGCAUCGUGCAAACGAAACUUUGGUGCUACAGAAGGCAUAAAUGUUCUGGUUGAGAAAGGCAAGCCUGAUGGGACAUGGACAUAUGGUGUGUCAUGCAUCGAGUAUACUGAGUUUGACAAAUUUGGAAUUACCGAUGGAUCUCAUUCUCAUAAUAGUUUUCAGACAGAGUUCCCAGCAAAUACAAAUAUUCUAUAUGUGGCCUUGGAUGCUGCAGAGCUUACUGGAUCAAGCAAGGACGAGACGAGUUUACCAGGCAUGGUGCUGAAUGUGAAGAAAUCAAUAAAUUUUGUGGACCAAUAUGGAAUCCAACAUGGUGUUUCAGGUGGGCGCUUGGAAUGCACAAUGCAAAAUAUCGCUGAUAACCUUGCUAAUAGAUUCGGGACUCGGUGUUUUAAAGGUGUAGAAGAGAUGCUAGAUACCUUCAUUGUCUAUAAUCACCGAAGGAAGGUCACAUCAUCUGCCAAGAAGAAACGAAAACCUGCUGACAUGUCCUUGCACCAGACACCAGAUGGUGCACUACUUGACAUACUACGAAAUGCAUAUGAUCUUCUUUCAUAUUGCGAUAUCGCGCUCCCUGAGAUUGGAAGUAAUGAUAUAUAUGCCAAUUCUGGACCUCCAUAUCUCAUUCUUCUUCAUCCUGCUCUAGGUCCUCUGUGGGAAGUCACCAGGCAAAAGUUUCACGGAGGUUCCAUUUCCGAAGGUUCCGAGUUACAAGUGGAGGUUUCUGAGUUCUUAUGGAGAAACGUUCAGCUUGAUGGGAGUUUGAUGAUCAUGGCUGAAAAUGUCAUUGGCUCUCAUAUGGAUCGUAAACAUGAGUCGAUACUACAAUAUGGUUACAGGUGUGCACGGUGCAAGUUAGAGAAUGUAAAUAUUCAAAAUAAAGGAAUAGACUGGAGUUCAGAUAAGAAUAUUUAUUGGAAGCAUGAUGUGCAGCGAUUUGAGUCACUACAAGUCAUACUGCAUGGAAAUGGUGAAUUUGAAGCUGUUGAUGUCAGCCUCGAGGGAAAUCAUGUGUUUGAAGUCCCAGAUGGCUACAAGAUGAUCGUCACAUCCGAAAAUUCAGGUUUAUCUAUAAAUUUGAAUCCUAUUAAAAAGGAAUGUAUGGAUAGUGGAAGCUGGUUCUGGAAAUACAUGUUAAAGGACAAACACAUUCAAUUGGAGUUGGUGGAAUUCUAGAGGAGCCACAGAACAUUUACCUUUUGAGAAUCAUCGUUCACAGAAGAACCUAACCUUUUCACCUGUGUGGUUCAACAGAAGUUAAACCCCUUUCGCCCACGUAUUCUUGUAAUAGCAUGUGUAGUAUGAGCCUAGUAUGACCAGUAAGGUCUCGGGUAUAUUUCUUGUAAUUUUAUUGUAAAUUAUGUGUAAAAAUUGUUGUGGGUAUAUCAAUAUAUAAAAUUAUUGGUUGGGCAAUAA